This is a messenger RNA of Neocloeon triangulifer, 989 nucleotides long. Its product is annotated as protein D3-like. The coding region runs from base 133 to 756 and encodes 207 amino acids. NCBI's taxonomy places the organism in Eukaryota, Metazoa, Arthropoda, Insecta, Ephemeroptera, Baetidae. The record is from RefSeq and is a predicted model, not a curated record. The transcript is spliced from 5 exons.
AGAUUUUUUUAUUCUCAUAGAUAAGUGUUUGAAUUUUGAAAAUUUCGCGCGCGUUUGUAUGCAAAUGAGACAGACGAGGAGCAACUGGAAGGAGUUAACCUUGUAAAUUUAAUUUUAUUCAACAAAAUUACGAUGGUUCUAGGCGUUUUCGGCGGAGCCGGCAGACAAGUGAUCUCAAACGUGGUCAAAAGGUCGGUUUCUACCCUUGCCAGAAGCAUGGAACAGCACGGAGUUGUCCCAGACGUCAUCGACGUGGCUCCCACUGAAGUUGCUCAGGUAUCAUACGACAGUGGUGUAACAGUCAACGAGGGCAAUGAACUCACUCCUACCCAGGUCAAGAACAUCCCUACCGUCAAUUGGAAUGCUGAGAAGGGUGCCCUGUACACUGUCUGCAUGACUGAUCCUGAUGCACCCAGCCGUGCUGAGCCAAAGUUCCGUGAGUGGCACCACUGGCUGGUCGGGAAUGUCCCCGAAACCAAAAUUGCCGAGGGCGAGACCCUCUCCGAGUAUGUUGGCUCUGGACCUCCGCAAGGAACUGGCUUGCACAGAUAUGUUUUCCUUAUCUUCAAACAGUCUGGCAGUUUGACCUUUGAUGAGCCUCGCCUGACCAACCGCUCUGGCGACAACCGUGGUAAGUUCUCCAUCCGCAACUUUGCCAAAAAGUACAACCUGGGCAACCCUGUGGCUGGAAACUUCUACCAGGCCCAGUGGGACGAUUACGUCCCCAAGCUCUAUGAGCAGCUCAGUGGCAAAUAAGCCCAAAACGUCAAGUACAAUUAAUGAAUUAAUUGAAAGAAAAGAGGCAGCACUUCCCAGAUUCCUAUUGUAGGUUUUUAUAGCUUUUAGAUAAAUUGCCUCUUUAAAAAUGCACUAUAUGAUGUAAAAAAAUCUGGACGAAAUCCUAUUAUUUUUGCUCUUAGAUGAAAUUAUUCCGGAUUUGCCAUUAUAAAUAAAUAAAUAUAAAAAGGUUAUUUUUCAAUUCCUUACAA